UCAAGGGACGCUAUGCCAAUAACUCAGGUGUGAUAACUGGUGUCUCCGAUUAUAACAAGCGAGCAAUGUCAUCUCUACCCACCAAACUAAAAGACCCUCGAACAUGUCGGAUAUUUUUCUCCUCCCCUUUUGGAGGAAUGGAGGAGGAGCGCGAGGAGCUAACGCGGAAAUACUUCCCCCAGAUUCAUCACCUGUGCAACUCGCGGGGAAUUCAAUUUGUGGCUGUGGACAUGAGAUGGGGAAUCACGUCGGAGGCGGCUGAGAACGCCCAGACUGUCAGCAUUUGCCUAAGAGAGCUGGACAGAUCAGAUAUGUUCGUCGGCUUCUUUGGCCAGCGGUAUGGUUGGUUUGGCAAGAAUGAUGAAGCACUCCAAAAGAACAUUGAGAAGGCAAUCCUGCGGUACCCCUGGCUGGAUGGUCACCGUGGCAAGAGUGUGACGGAGAUGGAGUUCCUCCACGGACACCUCAACACACCAGGUUCCAUGCCAGCCAUCAUCUGCUUCAGGGAUAAGAGUUACGAUGACAUGAAGAGAACAGAGGGUGAGACCCUGGGGAAUAAAAAACAAGUUUUCAAGUUCUCUGCUGAGAGUUCAGAAUCUGUUCAACUCAUGGAUGAUCUGAAACAAAGAGUUGAAAAAACCAGAGACAAGACUCUUGGAGUUCAGAUGAGUUACAGUAACCCUGCACAGGCUGCAGAGUUCAUGUUUACUUGUGUGUGGGAACACCUCAACAAAGUGCUGCUGGCGGACUUGUCCAGCUCUCAGUCCCCCCGAGAGAAGUCCAAGGCACAUCAUGAUGCCUUCGCUGCCAGUCGGUCGAAUCUGUAUGUGGGUGGUGAGAAGUACUUCCAGUAUCUGAAGGAGAAUGUGAUAGAUGCAGAGGACAGUCCAAGGAUCAUGGUGUGCGGCCCAGCAGGGAGCGGCAAGUCAGCCCUACUGAGCAGCUGGAUACCCAAGCUGCGACAGGAAGAGAGAGGAUUGAUUGUUGCCUAUCACUUCAUUGGGUGUGCACCUGGCAGUGAUUCACCCUUGGAGAUCUUGAAGCACCUGAAGGAUGAAGUGGCGUUUGGUCUGUCUGGAGAAGAGAACAGCUCCACAACAGAGAAGUCUGGAGGGAAGACUGUGCAGGAGAUGAUGCAGCUCUUGCAGCAGACGCUGGAGCAGGCGUCAUCACAGACGCGGAAUGUUCUCAUCAUCAUUGAUGGAUUGGGCAAGGUCAAGCUGUCAGCCAGGGCCCAGAAGCCUUUGUACUGGCUCCCUCUGAUUUCUUCUAAAAGAGUGAAAGUGGUUGUAUCCAUCAAAGACACUGACACCAAAUCACUGGAGGUGUUGAAGGAAUCAGGGUACAAGAAGAUGCAGAUAGAACCUCUGAGUGAACCCCACAGGAGAGAGAUCUGUAAGAGAACCUUGGAAGUAAGCGGCAAGGAGUUGUCUCAGUCACAAAUGGACCGAGUUGUAUCAGCAGAACAUAGCCAGAAUGCCUUGUUCCUCAAGAUCGCCAUUUCUGAGCUGUCUGUGUUUGGCUACUUCCGUCAGCUGGACGAGAAGAUAGACUCCCUCAUCAAAUGUGAUGGGGUUGGAGAGCUGUUCCAGGAGUAUCUGUCACGUCUUGAAAGGGACUACAAUGUCCAAGACUACGAGGGCAACCUUGUCCAACAGGUGAUGAUGGCGCUGAUGGUGUCGCAUGAGGGUCUGUCUGAGAAUGAGCUGAUGGAGAUCCUGCACAUCCCCAACCAUGUCUGGUCCCCACUCUACUUUGCCAUGGAAACCUACAUUCUGGAUAGGUCUGGAGUGCUGGGUUUUGCUUUUGAAGAAUUGAGAGAUGCUGUCAGUUCAAGAUACAUGAAGAGCCAGAAAGACAGGAUUACUGCAACAAAACCAGUCAUUGACUACUUCAAUGCCAAAAGAAAGAAUUUUCACAACUUCACUGACAUGAUGGCCAAGGACACAAGGCGAACAACAAACGAGUUGCCAUGGUUACACAAAGACAUUGAGGACUGGGAAGGACUGGCCAUGGCUUUGUCUGAUUUGUAUAUAUUUAGUAGACUGCACAGGGAGCGAGAGUAUGACCUUUUGGAGCUGUGGAAGGACACAAAGUUGUCCUUCAACACUGUGGCAUCCAUGUACAUGGACAGCAUGGACCGAUACAUUGCCGACAGAUACCUGCUGAUACAGGAACACCUGGAGGAGGAGGCGCCCCCUGGUCUUCUGUUGCUGGAGGUUCUGACAGGAAUAUCCAAUUUCCUCAACCUGGCAUCAUGUGUAAAGGGGAGAGAAAAUGUUAUCCGGCGACGCCUCAACAUACUGGAGAAUGUGAAGGGGAAAAAAGGCAUGUCACCUGAUAAGAAUGUUGCAGAGACCCUGGAUACACAGCUCUCCCUGGCCAACCUCCUGGUGGACAUUGGCCGCUAUGAAGAGGGAAUACAGCUACACACCAGUGUCAGGGACCGCUGUCUAAGAAUGCUGGAUGAGGAGGGUCAACAAGAGACUUUGGAAGUGCUUCAAGCUACCUCUCUCAGUGGCAUUGGCAUGGCUUACUUGUUACAAGGGAUGACAGAAAAGGCCUUUGAAGCUUACAAUGAAUCUUUGGAGUUAUACAGAAAGUGGAAUGAAGAGAGCAGUGUCUUAACCUGCAUGCAAAACUUGGGAUAUUUAACCAUGAACCAAGAGAAGUAUGAGGAGGCCAUUAAGAUAUUUGAAGAGUGCAUGAAGGGCCUGGAGAAGAUUCACUUCGGAAGCACAUACCAUGAGCUGGGAAACUUGAUGACCAACAUCGCAUUGUGUUACCGUCGUCUCAAGCGACUUGAUGAUGCAGAGAAGAUGUACUCAAGGUCUUUGGAAAUGAAGGCAGCAGCAGUUGGCUGGGAACACAUCAAUGUGGCAAUGGCUUAUGGCAACCUGUCAGCGUUGGAGCUUUAUCGGGAAAAACCAGACUACCAGAAAGCCUUGGAAUACAGCAAUAAAACCAUUAGAAUAUAUGAGCUAAAUGAGGUGUCAGAGGACGACUUCAAUUACCGGAAGCUCCUGGAGAACCAUGCAAUAAGCCUGUAUCAUUUGGAGAGGCAUGAUGAGGCUGUGACGCUGUACCUCCAUGUCCUUGAUAUCCUUGUUCGCAACAAAGUUGUCCACCAGCGUCUGAAGAAAGCUAGUAAAGACAUAGUGCAGUACCUAUUCAACAACCAGAAGUAUGCCGAGGCAGAACGGAUCCUGCUGGUGCUCCUGGAGCAUGACCCAGACCCUGUCUCCUACUUCAUCCUUGACUUCCUGGAUAUCCUCCAGCCCCGGGAGCAGCCACGCCCACAACACCUGACCCUGGAUCAUGCACUUACCAUCUGGCCUGGUGAUGCCACAUUGUGUCAGCAGAAGGCGGUGAAGCAUCUGAUCCCGGGCGGCGCCACGGAGGAGCUGCUGCAGCUGCUUCCCACCAUGAUUAACGCCGACUACAACACCGCAGUGUACAAUGCUGCGGCAAAAUGGUGCACCGAUGCAGGCAGAGACGACAUGGCUGUUGAGGUGCUUGAAGCUGGCCACAAAGCGUACCCAGACCAUAUUGCCUAUGAGACUCAGUUGAUUGACUUGCUGAAUAAGCUGAAGCGUUAUCCUGAAGUCCUGGUGCACUCCAAGAAUGUGUUGGAGGUAGAGAAGGACAAUGCUGCUCUGUUCUUGGUGUCUGGCUACGCCUAUCUGAUGUGUGGCGACAUAGAGACUGCCAAGCAAACACUCACCAAGGUCCUCCACAUGAAUGAUGAACGCCUAGCUGCCAUGGCUAAGGACUUGUUGAAUAAGUUGUCAAAUCUGAUGGCAGAGUCAUCUGAUGCUCAAGAAGCCAGUAAGGAGAAUGUUGAAUAAGAACUGAAGCUGGAGGAUAUGGGGAGUAUUCAGAAAUGUCAGCUGAAGCAGAGAGGAAGGCAUGAGAUGAAAGUGUCGUCAGACAGAAGAAGUAGCUCUGUACAUUUUCAACAGGAGAGUCUGCCAAAGUCAAUUUAGAGACAGUCUUUUGCAUAAGCCAUAAACUUUAUUGGUCUCUUUAAUAAGCUGUACUUUUUGCAAAAAGAUGCUAUCCUUGUUUAUUUUAGAAACAGUUUAGAAUACAGUAUCUGCCUUAUUGUUAUCAAUCAAAUCUUGUGCACAGUGAAUUUUUGAAUAUCAUUCUAUUCAUUUCUUUUGUCAUACAUUUUGAAGAAGUCAGUAAGAUGUCAGAUUGAAAUGUGUUAAGUUUGUAAGUAUUAGAUUUAGACUAUUUAGGAUAAAUUAAAGAGAUAACAAUUAACACACAUUUUAAAAAAUCUGAACUCUUGUUAUAAAUUUACAAUUUUGCCAACAGAUAUCUGAUAUUGUUUUGUGAUUGAGAGUCAUUGAAACAUGUUCAUUAUGUACCUCCUGCAUCUUGACAUACUGACCAGUAAACUCUUAUACCAAACUGAGGCCAGGCCAGUUUAAGCUCUUGUUUUAUGGACAUAUUUGUAAAACAACAAAGUAAAGUGGUCUGGCCUUAUUAAAUCAGGGAUUGUUACAUUUGUUUAUUUGUAUGUGUUGUAUUGUACUACGCAAUAAUGUUGUGUUUGUUUUGGGAGGAAUUGGUGACACCUUGUUAGACAAAGCUGUGUGGCUUAUGCAGGAAUCACAAUUAUUCAUGUUCGAUAUUUCCAGCUUAUACUAUGUCAGUGUCUAUAAAAUGCUGUUUGCAAUAAUUAUACAGAAUGCUGAUAAUUGUUUUGAAGGAUGGCAUUACUCCUGUUAUUCUGAUCUUUGACACAGGCAUAGGUAACUGAAGUUUGUGAAGUAUAGUCCUGCACCAAGCAAGUCUCAGCCAGCCCAAGCUAGCUCUAUUCCACAGUCAUGUCAUUUUGGGGAGACGACCAGUCGAAAUAGUGACCAGUAAUUAAGUCCCUUCCUUAUCAUAUCAGAGAAUCUUGUUCAGAUGACAGCCUAGCACUGGCUUUGCUCCCAUCUAGUUUACUGUAACAAAAUACAGCUGGGGCAGUGGUGAGAGGCGUAAAUGGGGUGGGAGUGGUGGUACUGAGGGGAAUACCAGGGUGACCGGGGAUGGCUGAUCUCCACACAUGUGGUUAUCAUGAAUCUGACACACUGCUGAACUGAACAAAGGACUGAUGUUGUGUUUUAAGUAUGGGAAGUAUGGGCUGCUUUCGGUAAGCGUUUGCUGCAUACCCUUUAUUUAACUACAUGUAUAACUGUUGGUAUGGAAGGUAAUGCUAUUGACGAAGCUGUAUGGUUUGGAAAGCAACAGUUACAUAUUGAUCACUUCAGGAAUCAUCAAAGACAAGUGAUUGUAAGUUACCUCAGAGGAAGGGAUGUCCUUUUUCGUUCUCCAACAGGAACAGGAAAAUCACUUACUUUUGAAAUAGCACCAUUUGUGUUUAAGAAACUUAGAACUCCAACCAUGCUACUGUGAUUGUUAUUUCACCCUUGGUGGCACUAAUCACGAAACAAACAGAGAAGUGUUAAUCUAUUGGAUUGAAAUCUGUUUAUUUGACGGGUCAACAUGACCCUACUCAUGAUGAUGAUGAUCUUGUACAUGUAAUGGGCCAAAUAUCAAUUUAGGAUAUUCAAUCUGGUGACAUUGACAUAAUAUUUGCAAGUCCAGAGACAGUUCUUGGAACACAGCGUGAUGUCAUUCAAGACCUGACUAAAGAGAAGAUUUUGAAGGCAAUUUUCAUUGAUGAAGCACACUGCAUUGAAAAUACAUUGUACUAAAGUUGCCCUGUCAAUCAAUUUAUAUUUCUUUAUUGAAUAGGCUGCAGGUAUAUAGUUAUAAGAUAUUAUUUCAAAGUAGUAUAUUAAAAUAGAGUAUACCAUGUAUGCAUCAAAGCAUAAUAAAUAAACAUUGACAGUUGUAGAAUUCCUCAGUGUCUGUUUGCACCCAUUACCAGUAAUGUCCUUUGUACAUAUGUAGCAGACAUUCCAUGCAGGGUCGUUAAGAAAGUGAGAUUUCCAGACAAACAGGAAUUCUCAGUAAACAUUGAAACCUCAUUAAUCCAGACAGGAGCAUUCCCAAUUAUAUCAUCCAUAGGGUUCAGAGCAUUAAUCAUUAAGGGCGAAUGCAGUAUUAUUAAAGGGGGGUCCAACAUCAAAAUCUUCUCUCAGUGUGGAGGGUGGGGGAUUGACUACAACAUACAUUUGUUUUUUGAUUCCCCUAUGGGUGGUCCAUAAGGUGAGGUUUCCAUAUUAAUGUGUCUGGACAAACAAGGUUUCACUGUAUGUAAUUAGAGCUCAAGUCAAACCCAAGAGGAAGUUUCUUUACGUACCAUCCACUUCAGUAUUUUAGGGGGAAGGAUGUUAUCAUGUUACUUCAAACAAUGAUUAAUGCAUGCCGUAAUAUUUACAUUGUUUUACACCUAACUUUAUACAGUCUUUUAUCACAUACAAAUAUUAGUUAUGUUUACGCUGUUAUUUCUUAUUACUUUAUUUACAAGUAUGUUUCAAUUAUAUUUAUACUAGUGACUGUUAAAAAUAUCUCUUCUUACUUUGCACUGUUGUUCAUGUCAUAAGUGCCUUGACAUUUAUAUAUUUCUGAACUUGUUAUUUUACAUUGUACUCUUUGCAUACAUAAGAACCUUUUUGUGACUUUUAUGUGUUUUGUCCAUAGAAACAGAGUUAGAUUUAUUUGAGAGUUUACCAGUUACUAAAAACAUUUUUUUCAACAUCUGACCAAAUUAAAUGGGAAAAUUUGAUGAUGAUUAUUAACUCGCCAUCAAUGGUCAGUGUCAAAUAUUCUAUAUUCUGUUCCAUGUUCUGAGAAGUAUUUUCAAUAUUCUGAAACAGGUAAAAUAACAAAAUACAUUCCUCGACAACGGUAUUUAAUUGCCUUCUUCAGGUUGUUUUGAUGUCCUCUUAAUUUGUAUGGAUAUUAUAUAUCACAUCCAUGACAUGUUUUACUUCUUACUCUUGCAUCAAAAUGUAGCGGAUGUUUUUCUAAGUAAAUACACAA
This is a messenger RNA of Haliotis rufescens (red abalone), 6948 nucleotides long. RefSeq names its product TPR repeat-containing protein DDB_G0287407-like. Gene Ontology annotation, cellular component: Cul4-RING E3 ubiquitin ligase complex. The transcript is spliced from 27 exons. Gene Ontology annotation, molecular function: protein binding. Lineage: Eukaryota; Metazoa; Mollusca; Gastropoda; Lepetellida; Haliotidae. The coding region runs from base 66 to 3848 and encodes 1260 amino acids. The record is from RefSeq and is a predicted model, not a curated record.